Oppiella nova is the source of this 1968-nucleotide messenger RNA. The record is from the annotation of a GenBank genome assembly. Lineage: Eukaryota; Metazoa; Arthropoda; Arachnida; Sarcoptiformes; Oppiidae.
AUGAGACAAUUCCUGAAAUCCUACACAAUUUUUGUGAAUUAUACGCUUUCGAGUGAAUUGCAAACACUCUACGAGUUCUACACAAACGGAGGCAUCGAUUCUGGACUUAAAGGACUGGCCGAUGGAUUCAUUUUAAAUGGCAAACCCAUCACAAUAUUUAGCGGAAGUUUUCACUACUUUCGUGUCCAUCAAAACAAUUGGCGUCCAAUUCUCGAGAAGUUCAAAGCCGCCGGACUUAAUGCUGUCCAAUUCUACUCGCCGUGGAAUCUUCACGAGGAAACUCCGGGACAUUUUGACUUCUCUUCGGGUCUCUUGAAUGUCAGUGACUUUCUGGGGGCUAUCAAAGAGACGGAUAUGUUUGCAAUGUAUAGACCCGGACCCUAUAUCUGUGCCGAAUGGGAGUUCGGAGGACUUCCCGCUUGGCUUUUAAGGGACCCUAACAUGAAAGUCAGAUCCAAUUACAAGCCAUACAUGGAUGCAGUGGACAGCUAUUGGGAACAAUUGUUUGCUGUUAUUAAGGACUACCAGUUCACGACAAACGGCGGGCCAAUAAUUGCCGUUCAGAUGGAGAAUGAGUUUGGAUCGCACGGAAACACUCUUAGAAACAAAGAUCACUUUAAUUAUAUGAAAAAUUUGGGAUCAAUUGCCAGAAAAUACGGAAUCAAAGAAUUAUUGUUCACAUCCGACGGACCUAAAAGACACGGAUCUCUCGACGUAUUUGACUACUUUUUGACAGAAUAUCUGCAAACAAUUAAUUUCAACCGGAAUUCUCUGCAACAUCUUCGGGAUCUCAAGACUUCACGACCCAAUCAGCCCUUAUAUGUGGCCGAGUAUUGGAGCGGUUGGUUCGACAACUGGGGCUCAAAACAUAAUACACAACACAUUGACUAUUAUAGCCGACAAUUGGAUGAAAUCAUAUUUCAAAUGAACUCCUCGUUCAACGCAUACAUGUUUAUCGGCGGAACUAAUUUCGGGUUUAUGGCCGGAAAUGUGGGCAAAAUAGUGAACGGCUCCUCCCUGUCCACUAGUUUUGUUACCAGCUAUGACUACGACGCCCCUCUCACUGAAUCAGGCAAUUAUACGCCUAAAUAUUGGAAAACUAAAGAAUUGAUUGAAAGGUUUAAUACAGAAAGAAAUGCACCGAAACUCAAGCAAUAUUUGCCACCAAAACAUAACAGAGCUGUUAGUUAUGGAGUGAUUGAAAUGACUGAACAAUUGUGUUUAUGUCAUAUUUUAUCAAAUAUUAAAUCGUAUUCAUAUGAAAGUCCGGUUUCUAUGGAAAAUAUAAAUAUUGAACCAAAUUAUGGACAAAAUUUUGGGUUUACUCUCUACAGGACUUCCAUUCCUGUCAGUAAAGUCAUUACAUUUUCUAAAGGUCGAGUCAAUGAUAGGGCAUCCCUUAUGGUUGACAACAAACAAAUAGGUUUUGUAUUUGCAAAAAGUCGUUCAUUCAAUCACACAAUUCCGGGUCAUGUGUUCCGUCGGAAACAAGACAUGAAAUAUAAUUUAGACAUUUUAGUCGAAAAUAUGGGUCGCAUUGGUUUCGGAUCUCUGAUCACUGACAUGAAGAUCCAGAGGAAAGGCUUGAGUGAAGACAUACUGAUCGACAAUAAAGUUCAACACAAUUGGCAAAUAUUUGCCAUUGAUAUGAAACCGCAGUUUAUUAAUGGACUCAAUAAUGAGAAGUGGACUCCGAUUGAAGACUACAAAAGUCCGACGUUUUAUAGGACUCGUCUCGUAAUAGAGGACACACCGGAAGAUACAUACAUUAAGUUAGGCCCCAAUUGGACCACUUCUGUAGUCUUCAUCAAUGGCUUCAAUUUAGGCCGUUAUUGGAGUGUAGGGCCGACACUAACACUAUACCUGCCCUCACAUCUACUCAAACAAGGAGUCAACGAAAUAAUUAUUUUUGAAACUCAGAAAAAUGGGAAACAAAUUGAAUUGACGGACGAACCCAUUCUCGGAUAA